UUCAUAAUCUGUGAUAUUUGUUAAAUUUUUCAAAUCAAAUGUUACCAUUCCCUUUGCUGUGUUCAUCAGUAUAUGUGAAUAUGUGAUAUCUGGCAAAGUGGUGUGCUAAAGGAAUUAUGUUGGAGAUGAGGAUGAUAUAUUAUACCAAUGUAGUAUUUCCCUGACAAAGUAUACAGAAGUUUUAAGGUGAUAUAAAUACCUUCAGAAAAAAUCUUAAAACACACAAAAUGGGAAAGAAGAAAGGCAAAAAGGGAAAGGGAGGAGGAAAGAAGGGAGGAAAGAAGAAGGAACCCCAAAUGACAGCAAAGGAGGCAAUUUUAGCAUACCAAAUUGGAAUCGUAGAGAAAAAAUUGGAGGAUGUCAUGUUUGAGUCAAGAGGAUGGGAAGAUAAAAAUCACCGCCAUGAAGAAAGGAAUGAGAAGCUCCUUUCUGAGCAAGAACUUCUGAUCAAACAUUUGCUGAAGCAGGCCAAAGAGGUAGAAAAAUAUUUUGAAAAUGAAGAAGUAAAAACCCGUGAUGAUGUCAUAAUGACAAUGAAAGACAAAUGGGGACGACAACGCCAAAAGGAAAACGAACUGACAGAGCUGAAGAAGCGAAUUGCUGAGACGGAAGGGAAGAUAAGCCGAGAGGAGAAGGAGGUGGAGUUAUGGCUGGCAUUCCGUGAUAAAGGUGACAUGGAGCAGAAGAAACAGAUCCAACUUCUAAAGGAUGAACUAGUUGACAUGGAGAUCAGCUUUGGUGAUAUGAAAAAUCAUUUGGAACGUUCACAAGAAAAAGCAACAGCAGAAAUCAACCAGCAUACCGAGGAAACGGUGGACAAACAGAAAUAUUUAGCUUCAGAGAAAGCCAUAGGUCAGCUAGACAAGUACAGUCGGCAAGAGGUUCUUGACAAUGAUUGGCUCCGACGAGAGGUCGAGAUCCACAAGGCAGAGUCUGCAGAGCUUAGAAAGGAAGUGGAGGACUUAGAGAAGGCCAACCUCCUGGUGAUGGCCGACUUAUUUGAGUGCAAAAUAGAGGAUCUGAAGGUGUCAAGAAACUUCUUCCUGACUCAGUUUGAGGAAGGUGGGGAGAACCUGGACAAUACUGGUAUUCUGGAGAUGGAUCUGGCACAAAUUUCUAUAAAUGACACAAGUACAGACACUUCAAUCCUUGCCAUCAAGGAGGCCGAGGAGACAAUCUCAGCUCGAGCUGGCAGUGCCACACAGAGGGCAGUGGAAAAGAAAGUCUUUUCAAUGGCUGCCCCACCCUUCAUAGAACAUGAUGGGGACAGUUCCUCAGAGGAUGAUGAGAGUGUUGACACAGAGCUCCUAGAUAACAUGUAUUUUGAAGAAGAAGACUUUUCAGACUACCUAAAGCUUGGUCCCCUGGAGAUGAAGUUACUGAAUGUAUCAGGAGUACAGAUGCCUAUCCAUGUCCCCCAGGUACUUAGUGCUGAAGAGGCUGCAGCCAAGGAUUGUAAACCUGAUAGUUGGCCUGUAACUCAUCCCAUGCUGAGAGGUGUGGCCAGACCAUAACUACAUUGUAAAUCUACAGACAGUUGACCCAUCACUCAUCUCAUGCUGAGAGGCGUGGCUACGUCAUACCAACAUCACCAACUCUACAGACAGUUGGCCCAUCACUCAUCUCAUCCUGAGAGGCGUGGCUACGUCAUGCCUACAUCGCCAACCCUAUCGACAGUCGGCCCAUCACUGAUCCUGUCCUUAGAGGCAUGGUCAGGUCAUGCCUACAUUACCAACCCAAGAAACACUUGGCCUGUCAGCCAUCCCUUGCUGGGAGGCAUGGCCAGACCAUAGCUACAUCCCUACAAAACACACAUAUAACGGAUUUGUCAGUUUAUUUAUAGUGCUGAAGUCAUUUGUCCAAUUUGUCCUUGCAUUUGUCAGAUGUUUGUCAUGGAAGUAUUAAUUUGGAUCUAUACAGAUACACAGCAGGUUCUUAGAUUUGAUCAGUUAGUAAGUCAGGGUCCCACAUUUGAUCAGUUAGUAAGUCAGGGUCCCACAUUAGAUCAGUUAGUAAGUCAGGGUCCCACAUUUGAUCAGUUAGUAAGUCAGGGUCCCACAUUUGAUCAGUUAGUAAGUUGGGAUCCCACAUUUGAUCAGUUAGUAAGUCAGGGUCCCACAUUUGAUCAGUUAGUAAGUCAGGGUCCCACAUUUGAUCAGUUAGUAAGUCAGGGUCCCACAUUUGAUCACUUAGUAAGUCAGGAUCCCACAUUUGAUCAGUUAGUAAGUCAGGGUCCCACAUUUGAUCAGUUAGUAAGUCAGGGUCCCACAUUUGAUCAGUUAGUAAGUCAGGGUCCCACAUUUGAUCAGUUAGUAAGUCAGGGUCCCACAUUUGAUCAGUUAGUAAGUCAGGGUCCCACAUUUGAUUGUUUUUUUAAGUCAAAUUUGCAGAUUCAACUGUUGAGUAAGUCAAGAUUCCAAAAUUUUUUGUUAAGUAAUCCAGUGAGAGGAAUCUUUCUUUUCAAUUGUAUCCAGUUGGAAAUUCUGAAAUUGAUGUCUUUUAAUCUGGUGUAAAUUUUAUAUCAGUGUGACAAAUUUUGUGGUAAAUAAGUUUUCAUUCUGUUUCUGGAUGAACGAUCAUAUUGCUGUACUAUCAUAAUGCCAUACUUUCCUGUGAAAGAUAUCAGAGUUGUGGAUGAAAAUUAGCCAAACCUUACUUGGUAUUGGUAUAGUGUUAAUCAUUGGAGAAAAGUGCUACCAUCAGAACAGAUAAAUAAAUUAUUUAUUAUUGACUAUGUCAGUUGUAAGGUGGUGUUUUGUUUAGAUUUUACAUCUGACUGUCCUUUAGUUCUAUAUCUGUAUCUCCAAUAUUCUGUCCUACCAUUGUCCUACAGUUCUAAAUCUUGAUGUCCAAUGUUCUGUCCUACCAUUGUCCUACAGUUCUAAAUCUUGAUGUCAAUCAAUUUAUCCUACCAUUGUCCUACAGUUCUAAAUCUUGAUGUCAAUCAAUUUGUCCUACAGUUUUAUAUCUUGAUGUCCAAUGUUCUGUCCUACCAUUGUCCUACAGUUCUAAAUCUUGAUGUCCAAUAUUCUGUCCUACCAUUGUCCUACAGUUCUAAAUCUUGAUGUCCAAUGUUCUGUCCUACCAUUGUCCUACAGUUCUAAAUCUUGAAAUCCAAUAUUUGUCCUACCAUUGUCCUACAGUUUUAUAUCUUGAUGUCAAUCAAUUUGUCCUACCAUUGUCCUAUAUUUCAUUUACCUCCAAUUUUUGUUUCUUUCACUCUGUCCUGUAUGUAGACCUGUGAUGCCUACAGCAACCAGCUGUAUUCAUGACCAGGACAAUUGUUGAUUGUGUUGUAAGAGGAACAUUGAUGGAAGAUGUGUGUGUAUUUUGAGAAAGUGAGAGGAAAAAUAAUAUAUUGAUACAUCAACAAAAUAUUUGUAUUUACAAUACUUCUUGUUUAUUCAAGUCUGUCUUCUAUUGGGUACACAAUGAGUUGUCAUCUUUCAUAUUUGCAAUUUUUCUCUGAAAUUUGAAUAAAUUACUGUAUUUGAA
This is a messenger RNA of Ylistrum balloti, 3495 nucleotides long. Its product is annotated as coiled-coil domain-containing protein 83-like. The transcript is spliced from 12 exons. The record is from RefSeq and is a predicted model, not a curated record. Lineage: Eukaryota; Metazoa; Mollusca; Bivalvia; Pectinida; Pectinidae. Bases 228 to 1514 code for a protein of 428 amino acids.